This is a messenger RNA of Dioszegia hungarica, 2115 nucleotides long. RefSeq lists its product as uncharacterized. Bases 1 to 2115 code for a protein of 704 amino acids. NCBI's taxonomy places the organism in Eukaryota, Fungi, Basidiomycota, Tremellomycetes, Tremellales, Bulleribasidiaceae. The record is from RefSeq and is a predicted model, not a curated record. The transcript has 6 exons.
AUGAGCGCCUCAAAAUACCCCAUCCACCGCCUUCCGCUACCGGCAAAGACCCUACAAUCCUGCAUUCCUCAGCUGGAACUCGAUCCCUCCCCUGUCUCUCAACGCCGUGCGACCACCUUCAAGACCUCCACCGAAGGGAUCUGGGCGCGCGUUAACCCCUUAUGGGCUUCCUGGCCACUUCGGGUGACCAAGGAGGAGUUGCUGGAGAUGGGCGUCGAUGUGGAUGCGGGGCAGCAGGUCAAUGUGGAGGAUGUGCUGAAGCGAUGGGAUGCCGUCGACUCUGUUGACCAGGAGGCGGAGAGCAGCAAGUCGGCGCUGCAAAGGUGGACGAGCGAUCAUCGGCUCAAGCUGGAGUCUUACCUCCUCGGUGUCUCACAGGGCACGCUGGAGGAUUCGCUGCCCCAGCUUGAUGCUAGCUCGGAUUUGUCAGCGGAUAGCGAGGCAAAUACCGUACUGACGGAUGUCUUGUCCGGGAGACAUGUUGUUGCCAGUGGGGAAGGGUCUUAUGGGCCCUGGUCUACGAGGUACUGUGGGCACCAAUUUGGGGUCUGGGCGGGUCAGCUUGGGGACGGUCGAGCUAUUUCUUUGCUGGAGACGACAUCGGACAAGGGCGGGCGGCAAGAGAUCCAGCUGAAAGGUGGCGGGCGGACGCCGUUCUCCCGAACUGCGGAUGGCCUAGCAGUAUUGCGGAGUGGAGUAAGAGAGUAUCUCGGUUGUGAAGCCAUCGCCGCUCUCGAUAUACCCACCACCCGCGCCCUGGCACUUCUCACCGCGCCCUCCCUGCCCGUCAUGCGCGAAUACGGACCCGAGCCGACCUCCCUCACCGCGCGUAUCGCUCCCUCUUUCAUCCGUAUCGGACACUUUGAGGCGCUCAGCCCGUCCAAGUCUGCGCGGGAUUCGCGCCAGAUGUUCUUUGGCGGGCAGUGGCGCGGUGCUGCUGAAGAUGAGGAUGGCGGACCGGUCGGCGGGCAAGGGAAUCUGGAGAGCCUGGGAAAGCUGGUGGAGUGGUGUAAGGGCAUCAUGGGGGAGCUUGGCUGGUUUGAGGGGAACGAGAAGGUGGGAGCGAAGGAGGUGUUUGACAUGGCAGUCAAGAGGAACGCGGAGAUGGUAGCUGGGUGGCAAGCGUAUGGGUUCUGCCAUGGGGUCAUCAAUACGGACAACGUCAGCAUCCUGGGCCUAACAAUAGACUAUGGACCUUACGCGUUCAUGGACGUCUUUGACGAGAACCACAUCUGCAACCACUCUGACCCUUCCGGCUUGUAUUCAUACGCGAACCAACCCCCUCGCAUCGUCUUCGCUCUCGACAAGCUGUAUCAAGCACUAGCCCCUCUCAUCGGAUACGAAGCCACGUCUUCGACUAUCGCCACUGAGGGCUGGUCAUCGAAAGCGAGUUCUUCCGAUGUCGAAGCUUGGCGGAACGAGGCGGAGGUCGUUAUGAAGGGCUGGGAGGAGAAGUACUGGUCGAUUCAAAAGGCCAAAGAGAAGGAGCUCUGGAUGAAGCGAUUCGGUCUGAAGACGUCUCAGCCCUCGGACGACAGAUCGAUCAUUCAGGACUUCCUCUCCAACCUUCACGCGUACAACAUGGACUUCCACACCUCUUUCCGCCGCCUCGCUUACUUCUCCCCUCCACCUCCUUCAUCCACCGCUGCCGAAACCGACAACCAUCUUUCGGAAUACAUCACCUCGUUCGUCCAGGCCGGUAUCGUCGCGCGCGAGGAAAGCGAGGUCACCUCAGCCAUUGAGGGAUGGACGAAGUGGUUCAAGGUCUACGGGGAGCGUAUCUCAGCAGAGGAGGAUGCAUGGGGGUCGGGCGGACUGGGCGAAAGGAAGCAGUCAAUGUUGGGUGCGAACCCGAGAUUCGUGUUGAGGCAGUGGGUUCUGGAGGAGCUCAUCAAGGGGAUGGAGGCGGGCGUAAAGGCGGGUGACGAAGCUGGGAAGGCGGAUGCAAGGGCAAAGUUGGCGAGGAUACUAGCUAUGUCCGCGAGCCCGUACGAGACGUAUGGCGAGGAAGUAGGGGACGGGGCCUGCCCCACGCCUGAGGUGGAGGAAGAACGGCGGCUGUGCGGGCUUGGCAGUCGGAACAUGCUGGGGUUCCAGUGUAGCUGUUCCAGCUAG